Molecule: messenger RNA, 1049 nt
Organism: Triticum urartu
Lineage: Eukaryota; Viridiplantae; Streptophyta; Magnoliopsida; Poales; Poaceae
Product: transcription factor bHLH168-like
Biological process (GO): regulation of transcription by RNA polymerase II
Cellular component (GO): RNA polymerase II transcription regulator complex
Molecular function (GO): DNA-binding transcription factor activity, RNA polymerase II-specific; protein dimerization activity; RNA polymerase II transcription regulatory region sequence-specific DNA binding
Source: RefSeq, a predicted model, not a curated record
UAUAAAUAAGCUCCUCCGUCCACCCCCGACUCAACCACCACCUCCAAUCUUCAUCCACACCUUGAAUCAAAUCCAUCCCUACACCAAUACAAACUUCAACCCAAUCCAAUAGACCGAUACCUCCUUGAGACUUGAGAUAGACCACCCGCAGCUCGAAUCGACUCGGCAAUGAAGAGCAGGAGGCAGAGCGGCCUGGCCGUGGACACCACAAGCAGCGGCUGCGGCGGCGGCGUCGUAGGGGGCUGCAGCGCCAGCAAGAUGGAGCGCAAGGACGUGGAGAAGAAUCGCAGGCUGCACAUGAAGGGCCUCUGCCUCAAGCUCUCCUCCCUCGUCCCGCCCUCCUCCGCCCACUAUUCUUCUACUUCUUCCUCGCCGCCGUCCAGCAACAAGGACGCGGCGACGCAGCUGGAUCAGCUGGACAGCGCGGCGGCCUACAUCAAGCAGCUCCGGCCCCGGAUCGACCACCUCAAGCGCCGCAAGCAGGCCGCCCUCACCGGCGGCUGCUCAUCCUCCGUCUCCGCGGGCGACUACAAGGGAGCUCCUUCAACUUCAACGGCGCUGCCGGUGAUCGAGGUGCGGUGCCAGGACGGGUCGGCGCUGGACGUGGCGCUGGCAAGCGAGGCCGGGCGCCCCUUCCGGCUGCACGAGGUGAUCGCGGUGCUGGAGCAGGAGGGCGCGGAGGUGGUCAGCGCCAGCUUCUCCGUCGUCGGCGACAAGAUCUUCUACACGGUCCACUCCCAGGCGCUGUGCCCCCGCAUCGGCCUCGACGCCGGCCGGAUCGCCCAGAGGCUCCGCGGCCUCGCCGCGGCCGCAGCCACCGUCUCGACGCUGCUGACAUGCUGAUCUCUCUAUGUCGUCUAUCUAUCUUUUUUGCCAUGGCGACCGAACCGCCUGAGCCUGACUGACCGGAGGCUAGCUGAUGCAAGGAUAGGAUGAUGGAUGGAGGCUAGCGGGUAGUUGAUCUUUUUUUCAUCGGUCGCAUCGGGGCAGCAAUGUUGUAUGUGACGAUGCUUGUUUCAGCUUAACCAAGAUUUCUCUCCUUGUACGUA